Molecule: messenger RNA, 1620 nt
Organism: Suncus etruscus (white-toothed pygmy shrew)
Lineage: Eukaryota; Metazoa; Chordata; Mammalia; Eulipotyphla; Soricidae
Product: acetylcholine receptor subunit gamma-like
Exons: 12
Coding region: 1-1560 (519 amino acids)
Biological process (GO): nervous system process; signal transduction; monoatomic ion transmembrane transport
Cellular component (GO): postsynaptic membrane; neuron projection; synapse
Molecular function (GO): acetylcholine-gated monoatomic cation-selective channel activity; transmembrane signaling receptor activity
Source: RefSeq, a predicted model, not a curated record
AUGCACGGGGUGCAGUGGCUGCUGUGUCUGCUGCUGUUGCUGCUGAUUGUCUGCCGGGGAUCCCAAGGCCGGAACCAGGAGGAGCGGCUGCUGGCUGACCUCAUGCGUGACUACGACCCGCACCUCCGGCCAGCACAGCACGAGGCAGAUGUGGUGAAUGUCAGCUUGAAGCUCACCCUCACCAACCUCAUUUCCCUGAAUGAGCGAGAGGAAGCACUGACCACCAACGUGUGGAUCGAGAUGCAAUGGUGCGAUUACCGGUUGCGCUGGGACCCCCAAGACUACGACGGCCUGUGGGUUCUGCGGGUGCCGUCCACGAUGGUGUGGCUGCCGGAUGUGGUGCUGGAGAACAAUGUGGACGGCGUGUUCGAAGUGGCUCUCUACUGCAACGUGCUGGUGUCCCCCAAUGGCUGCGUGUACUGGCUGCCACCUGCCAUCUUCCGUUCCUCCUGCCCUGUCUCCGUCACCUACUUCCCCUUCGACUGGCAGAACUGCUCCCUCAUCUUCCAGUCUCAGACCUACAGCAGCAGCGAGAUCGACCUGCAGCUCAGCCAGGAGGAUGGGCGGCCCAUUGAGUGGGUUUGCAUCGACCCCGAGGCUUUCACAGAGAAUGGGGAAUGGGCCAUUGAGCACCGGCCAGCCAAGAUGCUUCUGGAUGCUGGGGUGCCGGCUGAGGAGGCAGGCCACCAGAAGGUGGGCUUCUAUCUGCUCAUCCAGCGCAAGCCCCUCUUCUACGUCAUAAACAUCAUCACACCCUGUGUUCUCAUCUCCUCGGUCGCCAUCCUUAUCUACUUCCUUCCUGCCAAGGCGGGUGGCCAGAAAUGUCAUGUAGCCAUCAACGUGCUCCUGGCCCAGACUGUCUUCCUCUUCCUGGUGGCUAAGAAGGUGCCUGAGACCUCGCAGGAUGUGCCACUCAUCAGCAAGUACCUCACCUUCCUCCUGGUGGUGACCAUCCUCAUCGUGGCCAACUCUGUAGUGGUGCUCAAUGUGUCCUUCCGGUCACCACACACACAUUCCAUGGCACGUGGAGUCCGAAAGGUAUUUCUGCGGGUCCUUCCCAAGCUGCUGCGAAUGCAUGUGCGUCCACCACGGGUCCCUGUGAUGGUGCGGGACCCCCAGCCCCGUGAGGUUUCCUCCAUGGGCAGCUCAGACACUGCUGUGGAGGAGGGGACCCUUCAGCUACCACGCAGUGAGCUCCUAUUCCGGCAGCAGCAGCGCAAUGGACUGCUGAGAGCAGCGCUGGAAAGGCUGGAACAAGGCCAGAAGUCUGGGCAGAGUCAGGAAUUAUGUGGGAGCUUGAAGCAGGCUGCUCCGGCCAUCCAGGCUUGCGUGGCUGCUUGCAACCUCAUCGCCCGUGCCCGAUAUCAGCAGACACAUUUUGACAGUGGGAAUAAGGAGUGGUUUCUGGUGGGCCGAGUCCUGGAUCGUGUCUGCUUCCUGGCCAUGCUUUCACUCUUCGUCUGUGGCACAGCUGGCAUCUUCCUCAUGGCCCACUACAACCGGGUGCCUGCUCUGCCAUUCCCUGGAGACCCCCGCCCUUACCUGCCUUCUGCUGACUGAGCUGUGCCCUGGCACAGGGCCAUGUGAGAGAGCUGGGGAAUAAAGGCCGGAAUGGAACCA